AUGGAGCUCGACGAAAAGCCAAGCACGAGUGUCUAUGACACACUCAGCCUCAUCUUUGACUUCCCCAACGACGACCAGAAGCUUUGGUGGCACAGCACGGCUCCCAUGUUCGAAGCUAUUCUCCAGACCGCCGGACACGGCAUCAACGCCCAGUACCGACACUUGGGCAUAUACAAGAAGCACGUCAUUCCCUUUCUGGGCGUCUACCCCAGAAACGACAAGAAGCGGUGGCUAAGCAUCUUGACACGAUACGGGAUUCCGUUUGAGCUCAGCUUGAACUGUUCCAACUCUGUCGUCCGAUAUACAUAUGAGCCCAUCAACGCGGCAAGCGGCACCCGAGGGGAUCCGUACAACACGCUGGCAAUAUGGGAGAGCUUGCAAAAGCUCGUCCAGAUCCAAGCAGGUGUAGACCUCGAAUGGCUCAAGUACUUCAAGCGAGAACUCACUCUUGACGUGCUCGAGUCUGCAUUUUUGCUCGACAACGGCCUCGCGAGGGACGGUAUCAAAACGCAAAACAAGCUGGCCCUGGACCUAAAAGGAAACCAAUUCGCCCUCAAAGUAUACAUAUACCCGGCGUUGAAGUCCCUGGCGACGGGCAAAUCGAUGCACGAGCUCAUUUUUGGCUCCGUCCACAAGCUGUCCCUACAAUACAGCAGCAUCCGCGCAGCGUUUGAACGGCUAGAGGGCUACGUCGUGUCACGAAACAGCCGUGGCGGCACCGGUGAGGGUGGUGUUUUGCAGCCGCGCCUCCUCUCCUGCGACCUGAUCGACGCCGCUAAAUCUCGUAUAAAGAUCUACCUCCUGGAGCGGAUGGUGUCUCUGUCCGCCAUGGAAGACCUGUGGACAUUAGGCGGUCAACUUGCGGACCAGUCGACGAUGGAUGGACUCGCCCUCAUCCGUGAGCUCUGGCAGCUGCUUCGAAUUUCUCCGGGUCUACGGAGCUAUCCGAAGCCAUACUUGCCGUUGGGGCAGAUGCCGGACGAGCAGCUCCCAUCCAUGGUCAACUACACACUUCACCACGACGACCCGACGCCCGAACCACAGGUCUAUUUUACCGUGUUUGGCAUGAGAGACGUGGACGUGACGGACGCCCUGACUGCCUUUUUCGAAAGGCGCGGCUGGACUGAAAUGGCGAGGAAGUACAAGGCUUUCCUGCACAGAUCGUUGUAA
Molecule: messenger RNA, 1170 nt
Organism: Metarhizium album ARSEF 1941
Lineage: Eukaryota; Fungi; Ascomycota; Sordariomycetes; Hypocreales; Clavicipitaceae
Product: Aromatic prenyltransferase, DMATS type
Exons: 1
Coding region: 1-1170 (389 amino acids)
Biological process (GO): alkaloid metabolic process
Molecular function (GO): transferase activity, transferring alkyl or aryl (other than methyl) groups
Source: RefSeq, a predicted model, not a curated record